CAGAGUGCAUCCACGCCUCCCCUCCCCUAGCUCCCCAUCCCACCCCUCCAUCUCCCCUCAGAUCCUUGCGUGCGUACGUGAGUCAGAUUCGUCCUCCUCUCGUCUUUCUCCUCUUCGUUCCAGCCCGCACAGCCCAUUCAGCCCACAAAGUCUGGUCUGCCAGACCGUGUGAGAGAGAGCCCGCAGUGUGAGAGAGCCCGCAGCAUUCCGUGCGUCCAUUCCUUGAGAUGAUGGCAUCGCUGGUGUGGGAUCCGGGUUGCACCGGGUUAUUCGUUUCCGCCUUAAAGGCCUCACUUGAAGGUGCUUUGAGCUGUUCCGAGUUAUUCGGAGUUAUUUUACGUUGCAAAGAACCGCUCCUUACGACAUUCAUUAUCCUGGAGGUUAUUUGUCUCUAAAUUUCAUUCAGCGAUACCAACCACACAUACAGCUGGCGCCAGAGCUUACUAGAUAAUACCCGCUUUCAGGUACCGCUCUUCUAAGUGCACUUAAAUACCGCUCACCGAAGCGCAUCACUCCCCAACGCCCGACACUCCCAAGGAGCCAUUUCCGAAUGGCAUUGCUCAGGCUGAGAAUCGAGCCCGGGGCCUUGGCAUUUAGCUUCGAGCCGGGCAAGGAGCUGCGCACGCGAGUGAAGAUCUACAACGACUACUCCAAGGACGUCCUGCUCACUAUACGGCCGGGCACAGUGCGCAAGUAUGACAUCAAGGAGGGCAACAGGAUUGUGGUUGGCGAGGGCUCUUCCUUCCUCCUCACCGUGUCGUGUGCGCCGCUCUCCUCCAUGCCCUUCUGGCCCGACGCCUUCCUGCUCGCCUGCUACAUGCCGGCUGACAAGUUCACGCGCCACCUCACGCUGCACUCUAUGAGCUUCCUGUCACCUUCACGGACGAGGUCACCAAGGGCAUGACAGGCGAGCAGCAGGCGGCGCAGCAGCAGCAGCAGCAGGCAGGGGCGGGCAGGAGGGAACGGGCAGAGGGCAACGGCCAGCAGCAGGAGCGGGGAACGAAGGGAGGAAAGGGAGCACAGGGCGUGCUGGGAGGGAAGGGAGAAGCUGAGGUUUGCAGUGGAGGCGACUCAGAAGAGCGGGUUGACACGCGUGUGGAAAGGGUCGGUGCAGAAGAUGUUGGAGGGGGAGAAGGAGGGGGAGAGGGAGGAGGAGAGGAGGAAGGAGCAGGAGGAGAGGGAGAGGAAGAGGGAGGAGGAGAGGAGGUUGUUUGAGCGGGUGGAGCGGAGGGAGGAGAUGAAUGGCAAGUCGCUGGGUUCCUUCCAAGGACUGCUACUAUAGUUUGAAGCUUGUCCCUUGUUUUCCAGGCCUUCUCUUUCGUGACGACGGCAAUCCCAAUGGUCGUGAAUACCGCAAUAUAAUGUAGCUCCGCUCCAGGUGUCGUCAGCUCGUGAUUGUUAUGAUAAUCUCCGGAUAGGAGUCGAGUAAUGUGUCAACUUAUACAUAUUUGCAUAUGUAUAGUUAUAGGCUAGAAGGGCUCGUGCUCUUAGAGAGUACAACACCCAGCCAUAUGUUCCUCUGUAUCCGUCAGUUCUAGUCAUUCUGCU
Closterium sp. NIES-67 is the source of this 1548-nucleotide messenger RNA. NCBI's taxonomy places the organism in Eukaryota, Viridiplantae, Streptophyta, Zygnematophyceae, Desmidiales, Closteriaceae. The record is from the annotation of a GenBank genome assembly.